CGCCAGUACUCUUAUAUGCCUAGGUGAGUCUUUAGACCAUCAUGGCUGCCAAUCCUCUACUGUUACUGGCCUUCCUCUCCACCUCAGUCUCUCUCACAGCUGCGGUCUUGUUUGGUGAACCCAGAAUUUAUGGAGAGGAUGCUACUGGCUAUGGGCCAAUCUUCGAGGAGGAGCCUCUGGACGUGGUCUAUACUGAAGACUCACCCGAUGGAAGAAUCUCCAUGAACUGCAGAGCGCGAGCAAACCCACCGGCCUCAUACAGGUGGCGCCGUGAUAACUGGGAGAUCAAGCUGAUGGAGCAGCCAGAUGAACAUUACAGCCUGGUAGGUGGUAAUCUGGUCAUCACCAACCCCAGGCAGAAGAAACAUUCAGGGACGUACGUCUGUGUGGCGAGGAACAUCUACGGCACUGUCAUCAGCAAGGAGGCGAGGGUCAUGUUUGGAUAUCUGGAAGAGUUCCCCCAGGAAGACAGAGAUCCUGAAAGAUCCACUGUCAAAGAGGGGCAGGGGGCUGUUAUGCUGUGUGUCCCUCCAAAAGCCUUCCCAGCUGAAGUUUCAUACCGCUGGAUCUACAAUGAGUUCCCAGUAUUCCUGCAGACAGACCGUCGCCGUUUUGUCUCACAGAAGACUGGAAACCUGUAUAUCUCAAAAGUGGAAGCUCAGGAUGCAGGCAACUACUCCUGCUUUGUCUCAAGCCCCAUCAUCGGCAAAAGCGUCUUCUCCAAGUUCAUCCCUCUCAUCCCAUUACCGCCUGACGAUGGCGAAGAGAGGAAGUAUCCAGCAGACAUCAGGGUGAAGUUCCCAGACACCACUGCCCUGCUGGCUUCCAACAUCACACUGGAGUGCUUUGCCUUGGGAAACCCUAUCCCUCACAUCGUAUGGAGGAAGGUGGACACCACAGACCUCCCAGCCAACCAUGAGAUCAGUGACUCUGGGACUCUGCUGCACCUUUACAACAUCCAGUAUGAGGACGCAGGAGCAUACGAGUGUGAAGCCAUCAACACAAAGGGCAAGGACUGGCACAAGGCCUGGCUCUAUGUGGAGUCUGCUCCAGAAUGGGCGGAGACCAUAAACAACACACAGAAAGACAUUGGCUCAGAGCACACCAUGCGCUGUGUGGCGUCUGGAAAGCCGUAUCCCCAAAUCCGCUGGUACAAGGAUGGUUACAUGUAUGGGAAAGGCGAGUUGAAGUUUUCCAGUCUGACUUUUGAUGACUCGGGGAUGUACCAGUGCAUUGCCUUUAAUUACUGGGGCACCAAAUACGCCAACGCAGAGCUGCGAGUCAUCGCCUGUGCUCCCACAUUCGAGUUCAACCCGGUGAAGAAACGGCUUCUGGGGGCCAGAGAUGGCCGUGUGGUCAUUGAAUGUAAACCCAGAGCGGCUCCAAGGCCCCGCUUCACCUGGACCAAGGACAAAGAGCUGCUCUUCAACAAUUCACGCAUUUCCAUCAUGUACGAUGGGAGCCUGGAGAUCCUGAAUGCCACUAAGAAUGAUGAGGGGUUUUACACCUGCUUCGCUGAAAACGACCGAGGGAAAGCCAACAGCUCAGGCUCUUUAACGAUAACAGAGGCCACCAGUAUCACAGAGGCCCCUGAAGACACCAUGGCUAAGGUUGGUGAGGAGGUGAUUCUCAGAUGCUCUGCUUCAUACGACUCCAUGUUGGACAUCACCUUUGUCUGGGCCAUAGACUUCAGAGUCAUUGACUUCAAUGCCGAGUGGCAACACUACGAACGCAUCAUGAGUGAGGAAGGCAGUGGUAACCUGAAGAUAAAAAACAUACAGGUUUGGCAUGAGGGCCGCUACACCUGCACAGCUCAGACUGUGGUGGACAACACCACAGCGUACGCUGACGUCAAGAUCGUAGGUGUCCCCGGUCCUCCUGGUGUGAUCCGGGUGGAGGAGAUCUUGGACAAGUCAGUGAAGUUGGUGUGGAGCAAAGGGGCUGAUCACAACAGCCCCAUCCGCUACUACACCAUCCAGACGAGGCACUACUGGGCUCUGCAUGAAGAUGACUGGAGAAACGCCACAACCUCUCCAGCCUUUCUCGAUGGUAAUACCGAGACAGCAGAUGCGGUAGACCUGUAUCCCUGGAUGGAGUAUCAAUUCAGGAUUAUCGCCACAAACGAAUAUGGCCCCGGAGAGGCCAGCAUCCCCUCCAUCAAAAUCAAAACAUGGGAUUCAUCUCCUGUGAUGGCUCCCACUGAUGUGUCAGGUUAUGGAGGCAAAGAUGGAGAGAUCUUCAUCACAUGGACACCGGUGCAGCCGUGGUACUUCUAUGGCAAAAAGUUUGGCUACAUCGUCGCUUUUAAACCCCACGAUGCCUACGACUGGUGGUACGAGACCGUCUCGGACCCGGAGACCAGGCGUUACGUCCACCGAGAGCCCACCUUCAUCCCCACUGAGAGUGAUUUGCAGUUCCGAGAGUUCCAGGUGAAGAUCAAGUCGUUCAACGUGAAAGGCGACGGCCCUUACAGCCUCACCAAGGUCAUCUACUACCCCCGAGAUGUCCCUUCGGAGCCCCCGACAGAUGUCUAUGCCAGGCCAGUUUCUUCCCAUGAAGCGCUGGUUUGGUGGUUGCCAGUGGUAGACACUGGUACAGGCCUGCAGCAAUACAUCGAGGGAUACCAGGUUAAAUACUGGAGGAAGUAUGACGACCCCGAGCCGGGGGCCAAUCGUAUAUUUGUUCCCGCCGGGACCAACCAGACCAGGCUGGAGAACAUGCUGCCAGACUCCCACUACCUCAUCGAGGUCCGGGCCUAUAAUGGAGCAGGCUUUGGGCCCCCCGGCGAACACUGUGAGAUGUUCACCAAGAGACCACCACCACCCGAGGCUCCCAGGAUGUGGCGCUACAUCAGUUGGACAGGCAAAUGGCUGUAUGUGUGGUGGGACCAUAUCCAAUAUGACUGGUUUGGCAACAUUUCCUUCCCACUGUACUACAAGGUCAUGUUCAGAAAAACAGGCCACAUCUAUGGGAAAGUCUACGUCACAGGCUGGCACUUCAUGGACUUCCCCAUGCCACAGCUUGGUGACUAUGAGCUGAUGGUGCGUGGCCGCUAUGAAGGAGGAGAUGGACCCGUCAGGAUGAUUCAUCUUCUGGGAAAAGCAUCCAUGAUCUCACCCUCAUUCAGCCUGGUCUCCUUGUUGCUGCUGGCGGUAUGUAUUUUUGGACUGAGAAUUUAGGCCCGUCACCAAUGGCAUGCCUGAAAUGGACUCUUUGGUGAGAAGAACGUGGACCACGCUAAGAUAUGCUAUCUUGGUUUCACCCCUACAAACACCCAUUGAACAGGUGCACUGUCUAUUACAACGUGGUCAUUGGAGAAGUCCCUGCUGAUGCA
Messenger RNA from Lampris incognitus (smalleye Pacific opah), 3334 nucleotides. It is a transcript of the gene cntn1b, whose product is annotated as contactin 1b. The transcript has 24 exons. Gene Ontology annotation, biological process: brain development; cell-cell adhesion. NCBI's taxonomy places the organism in Eukaryota, Metazoa, Chordata, Actinopteri, Lampriformes, Lampridae. Gene Ontology annotation, molecular function: cell-cell adhesion mediator activity. Bases 42 to 3179 code for a protein of 1045 amino acids. The record is from RefSeq and is a predicted model, not a curated record.